Ectocarpus sp. CCAP 1310/34 is the source of this 2710-nucleotide messenger RNA. NCBI's taxonomy places the organism in Eukaryota, Phaeophyceae, Ectocarpales, Ectocarpaceae. The record is from the annotation of a GenBank genome assembly.
AUGUCUCACGGCAAAGGGCCAGCUCGCGGAAACGACGAAUUCCCCGAGGAUGAUCCGGCGCCGGUGGUGAGUACCGAUCCCGUCGGGUUGACCGCCGGUUUGGCGGGGCUUAGCGUUAAUGGCGGGGGGGCUGGCGUGGACGGUGGCGCCGCUGAUGGAGCUGGCGCCGCUGGUGGGGCUGCGGGUGCGUCAGGCUCCGGCGGCAGCCCGUCGGAGAAUUCGGUGCCCAUCGCGGAGCAAAUUGCGGCCCUGCAGCAGGACAACGACAACCUCGCGGGCCAGCUGUCCGUCAUCAGUGCCACCUUACAGCAGUUGGUGGACGCACGGCAACAAGGCGCCGCUCAGGCUGGGGGACCGGUUGUGGCGCCUGGAAGCGGUUUGGACGCGGGCGCGGCUGCAUCACCGGGCUCUGCUGCGGACCGGGAACGGCGCGCUGCCAAAGCAGACUUUGAGAGCAAUGCAUCCGCGUGGCGUUCCGGUCGUACCGUGUGGACUCUCCGUAGCUUGCGGGGUUUCGACCUCCAAUCCAAGGAGACACUCAAGACCGUCAUGGCCGGCUUCGUGGAGUGCACGGACAAGGUGUGGCACCAGUUGCGAUAUAUGUCAGGAUUUAAUGUCCUCGAGUUUUUCCCCGACAGUGAACGCGGGGAAAUGUCGGUCGCGGAUCAUUUUGACAUGACGUGUGCGGCGAUUUUGCGCGUUUUAAAGUUUGGCCUUGCGCCUAGUGUGCCCGAGCAGGCCGCGGCCCUGGAGCGGUUGCAGCCGUUGGAGACGGCCAUGCAGGAAGCCCAAAUCAAUUUGCGCAUGCAGCUUCUGCGCCACCACGGCGCUUUUUCUGGUCAAGCUUCGCGCGACAUCCUCGCCGGCAUUCCCAACGAAGACUUCCGGCAAUGGUCCAACGAAAUUAUGACGUGGAUGCUUCCGCUGCAGCACUUAUCGACAGCGCCGGCAAAUUUCGACCAAUUCCCUCCGCCGCCUGUGCCUGCCUUCACUGGCAUUGCUAGUUUCGCUACUUCCGGGAGUCAUCUCAUCCGCAUGUUUGCUGCGCGUAGCGGCGGCGGAGCGCCCGUGGCUGGUACCAAGCGGCGCGCGAGUGCGCCGGCCGACGGCGGCGGCAAGCGCCGUAGACAAGUUUGCUUCAAGUAUCGGGACAAAGGCUCGUGCAGGUUUGGUGAUUCUUGCCGAUACCGCCAUGAUCACGGUGCUGCGGACGGAGGCGACGCCGGAGCGCGUCGGGGACGCGCAGGCGCGAGUGGACGCAGCGAUGGAGGCGGGGGAGCCAGCGGCACCGGGGGAGGGUCUGGCGGAGGCGGUCGUACGGGGAGCGGCACCUCUUCCGCUCUCGGGGUGCGUGAUGGCAGCACCUGAGGACACGGGCUCUGCCGUGUGGCAGGGCCAACUCCAGUGCUGAGUGGGGAGGCGAAAAAGACAGUUGGGCCCGGUUUGCGCGAGCGGGGGCGUGCUGCGCUUGCCGCGGAGGGCGUAGUUGGCGAGCGGGAGAUGUGUGCUUCUGCGUCUGUCUCUUUGUUGUCACCAGAGGGUGGAGUUGGACCUGUCGGGGCAAGAGAUGUGCUCCGCCGUGCUGGCGUCAGCCUCGUGCUUCAGUCACUUGCGGCAACGUCUGAACGCACUUACCUGGGCCUUUUUGGAGGCUGGGUGAAGUUUCGCGUCGACGUCGUGGAUCAACCGGUGUUUAUUUCCCGCGAGGAGGAUGCGGGUGCUGUUAUUGGCCAGUUAGUUGACUUCGUGGCAUACGCGUUUUCUGUGUUGGGGUUGCAGCACUCAACCAUUGCCGGUUAUUUGUCCGCUGUCAAGUUUUACCAUCGGUUGCGUGGCGCAGGAGAGCUUCCGACACAGCACCCGUUUAUCCGGUGUGCACUGAAAGGAGCGGCGAGAGGACACGCCGGUGGGGGUUCGUAGCAGCGAUUGCGCCGGCCGGUGUCGUGGGCGUUGCUGCAACAAGGGUCUCGUUUGGUGCCUCAAUGGGGAGUGGGAGGUCGUGUGUUGUUUCUGGCGCUAAGUGUGUCCUUUUUCUUUUUGACUCGCGCGUCGGAAAUGUUCGCCGUGUCCAAGUUGGCCAUGCAUGCGGAGCAUGGGUUGCGGCGAGGAGACGUCGCAUUUUUCCGGGGGGACGAGCAGUUGUUCGUUCCCGAGAGUUGGGCGUUGUCGGACCGUGUUGAAGUUCGUUUCAGAUCGUCCAAGGGUGACCAGUUUCGCAAAGGUGCGGUGUGCACCAGGGUUCGGGAGGGUCCGUAUCGCCCAGUGUCUCACGGGGGGGGAGCUGUUGAUGUUAUGAUCGAACUCCUCUCCCUUCACCCGUUCCUGCCUCCUACUGCCCCCCUAGUUGCCUUUGGCGUCGGUGGCACCAGGUGGGCCAUGUGGACCAAGCAUCAGGCGACUGUCGCCCUGCGCCAAGUGGUCGCGUUGGGUGGUCUUCAGCCCGCGGAAUACGCGCUGCAUUCCCUUCGUAUUGGGGGCGCGACUUUCUUGGCGGCAGCAGGAGCUACGCCGGAGACUCUUCGCCGAGAGGGGCGGUGGGCCGGCGAGAGUAGUUACCAAUGUUACAUGCGCAAUGUAGGGUCUGAUGCUAGGACGUGCAAGAGGGGCUUCAGUUCCAACAGCGCGGAACAAGGCCGUUGAGCGAGUGCCUUUAGGAAGAGGUGCGAGCAUCCAGGUUGAUGCACGCCUAGCACGAGCCACAUCCUUCCUG